AUGAGCAUGACAAGAAUUUUGAUUUCAAGUUUACCAAUUGAUUCAGAAACGACGUCACAUGUGACGUUGAGAAGAAGAAAUUCUUGCAUAAAUUAUCUGUUUCAUGGUACAUAUCCUGAUUUUUGCGGUAUUUUUUCGAUGCUUUAUGUAAAUCUUUACUAUCAUUUUUCCUUGAUUCAGUUGAUAGUGGUCAAUGAAGUGAAUAUAACUAAAUGUCCGAUUAAUAGAAUACAUGUUCAACUCCAAAUCAAUAAUGUUAGACUGGAUGUCUUCAAAACAUUACGUCGUGGAAAAUUAUUCUCCCGAGCUGCUGAUUUCUUUAAAAAUUAA
This is a messenger RNA of Clunio marinus, 330 nucleotides long. The record is from the annotation of a GenBank genome assembly. Lineage: Eukaryota; Metazoa; Arthropoda; Insecta; Diptera; Chironomidae.